AAGAAGUGCAAAAGAAAUAUUGUAUUUUGCAAUUAAGUAAAAAAACAUAAAAUAAUUAAACCACAAAGUAUCGGGCUAAAUGCAAACAAAGAAUCCUACUUAGUAUAAGUAUAAUUAAAUUAUAUGAAAGUGCAAUACAAUUAUUGGUAAAAAUGAAACAAAAUUUUAAGUGAUGUGAAAGUUUAUAUUCAUGAGUUUGUAGAUGCGUGCGUGUGUUUUUUGCAACUAAAAAAAAUAAGAAAAAGUAAAUAAUUCCGCAGACGUAAAAAGGGGGCUAAAGAAGCAAUAAAAUUAUAUGAAAUUUAUUUAAAUAACAAAUAAAAAUGUGUUUAAGCUUAUCAAUAUAUUAGUAUAAAUUGUUUAUGUUUUUGUUUUCUUAAGAAAAAAGUGUUGAAAAAAAAUGUUUACUGUAUAAACAACAAGAACAAACAAUAUUGUAUUUACUUUUGGCUGUUACCCUGACAACAACAACAACAAGUAAAAUACUGUCGGCUACGAUUUUUGUUAUUUGGAGUGGUUUAUGUGCUAGUCGUUUACGUUGCUAUUAACAGAGUGACUAUUAUUCACACCCAUUCAUUCAGUCAGUCAGCCGCCCAGUCAGUCCAACAACAUUGUCCUUAUUUCAACUGGAAGCCGGAGUAUUUUGCCGUAAACAACUUCCUUGUUUAUCAGGCGUUUCGGGUCAUGCUAAUUACUGUAUUCCGUCAACACUAUUUUAAUCAUCGGAAGGUUACGUUACAUUGUCAAAAUGGCUUUGGCCGUUUCAUUGCGUAGAGCUUUACUCAUGCUACUCACCGCCACCAUAUUCGUUAUAAUGGUCUUGUACUGGAAUCAGGGUGGCAUCAAACCGCAAUCAUACAUUAACACAUACGAAAAGUUGGCGGGCAAUCAUGAGCAAUUAAAUGAAUUUCCAAUACCCGUCGAAAAAAUCUGGACCUACAAAUGCGAAGGUGACAAAUGUGUUCGCUAUCAUUUUCUCAGCAUGCCGAAGGGCGAAAAACGAGUGCCUUUUAUGACCUGUUCAAUGACAUGUGGCGACAUUAACAUUUGGCCACGUCCCACCAUUAAAACGGGUGUUAGUUCUAAGUCACUUACCUUUUCCAUGGACGAUAUACAAUUGCGUCUAGACACUCCCUACACACAAGUGGAGACACAUUUUCGCCAAUCGUUUGAAUUGUUUCUCAAGGAUCUAAGGCGCAUACAAAGACUAGACUUCAGGGAAGAAAUGCCCGAGGUAGCUGAAAAGGGUACUGCCAAUGUAGAACCCAAUAGUCCGGAUAAUACACAUGAAGCCAAGACCAGACAACAGCAGAGACGUUUUGCGGAUGCCGGACAACAUGAGUCACAUCGUUUGAGGGGUGAGAAUAUAGCGGCUGCUUCAAUAUUGGCCAAUGCAUUUGGUUUGCGCAAACACAAUGACAUCGAAACGUUGACGGUGAAUGUGGCCAUACAUAAAUUUGCCGAUAUGCAGUUGAGUUUUGAAACAGAUGAAAGUUAUCAGCUAACAGCCAGUUAUGAGAAGCGACACUAUAAUGUACAAAUAACAGCCAAUUCAUUUUUUGGUGCCCGCCAUGGCCUGAGCACAUUACAGCAACUCAUUUGGUUCGAUGAUGAGGAAAACCAGCUGCGCAUUCUGUCCAAAGUUGUGGUAAUCGAUGCUCCUAAAUUUAGAUAUCGGGGCCUAAUGUUGGACACUUCACGUCAUUAUUUCUCAGUAGAGGCUAUAAAACGCACAAUUGCCGGCAUGUCAUAUUCAAAACUUAAUCGUUUCCAUUGGCACAUGACCGAUUCACAAAGUUUUCCCUACAUAUCCAAAUACUAUCCAGAGUUGGCGGCCCAUGGCGCCUACUCAGAUAGAGAAACGUAUACGGAUGCGGAUGUAAGAGAAAUUACAGCAUUUGCAAAAUUACAUGGUGUACAAGUGAUACCGGAAAUCGAUGCGCCCGCACAUGCGGGCAAUGGCUGGGAUUGGGGUCCCAAGCGUGGCAUGGGCGAGCUGAGUUUGUGUAUAAAUCAACAACCUUGGAGUUUUUAUUGUGGUGAACCUCCUUGUGGCCAACUUAAUCCUAAGAAUAAUAAUACGUUUUUAAUUUUACAACGUCUCUACGAAGAGCUACUUAAUUCAACGGGACCCACCGACUACUUUCAUUUGGGUGGCGAUGAGGUGAAUUUGGAAUGUUGGGCUCAGUAUUUUAAUGAUACCGAUUUGAGGGGACUAUGGUGUGAUUUCAUGUUAAACGCUAUGGCUCGUUUAAAAAUAGCUAAUAACAAUGUGGAACCAAAAAUAGUAUCAGUCUGGUCGAGUGGUUUAACCAACACUCGCUGUCUUCCUAAAGCACAAUUUGCGGUACAAGUUUGGGGCGGCAGUACUUGGCAGGAAAAUUAUGAUUUACUCGAUAAUGGUUUUAAUGUGAUAUUUUCUCAUGUGGAUGCCUGGUAUUUGGAUUGUGGUUUUGGAAACUGGAGGGCAACAGGGGAUGCUGCCUGUUCGCCGUAUCGUACUUGGCAAAAUGUUUACAAACACCGUCCUUGGGAACGCAUGCGUUUAGAUAAAACCAGAAGAAAACAGGUUUUAGGCGGCGAAGUUUGUCUUUGGACAGAACAAGUUGAUGAAGGUCAACUGGAUAAUCGGUUAUGGCCCAGAUCUGCCGCUCUGGGUGAAAGAUUAUGGUCUGAUCCCGAUGAUGAACACGAUAUCGAUACAGUGCCACAAGAAGUCUUCAAACGCAUGUCUGUAUUCCGCAAUCGUCUCGUUGAAUUGGGUCUUAAGGCCGAACCCAUAUUUCCAAAAUAUUGUGCUCAAAAUCCUGGUGAAUGUAUUUGAUAUUUUUUGUAAAUAUUCUAAAUAUAUAAUGACAGCUGACAGAAUGUCAUUGUCAUUAUACAAAAUCAAUCAAGUUAUGCGAACCACAGCAGCAACAACAACAAAAAAAGACUUCAUAUAUGUUAUGAAAUGUUAAGAAUAUUUUUAAUUUAAGUUUUAAACUAUGUUUCUCCUCUAAACCCUUAAAGUUCUAGAAUUUAUACAACAAACUAAACAAAAUACCCCAAAACAAAGACAAGCCAAAUAUCAUGCAUGUUUUUUUUUAGAUUUUAGGAAUAUUUUCUACAAAACAAACAACAAAAAAAAUGGUUUCGUAUUGAAAUUUUUUAAAAGAACUAAUAACACAUUUUUUAACACUUUAUAAUACUGGAAAAUAAGAAAGAAGUUAGCCCAUUUUGUUCUACAAUAUAUUUUUUUAUUUGUGUUUUUUUUUUUUUGUUAUUAGAAUAAUAUUAUAGAUUAUUUUAGUUAGAAUUACAACUCAUACCUCUAUUUUUCUUUAUUAUGUAUAAUUUGUUUGGAUUAUUUUCACGCACAUACACACUCACAUACACUAAUACAAAUUCUAACACACUUUUCUCAAAAAAAAAAAAAAAUUAUAAAGAAAAAUCCUAAUGAAAGUUGUGUAAUUAAGAGUAUAUGGAUUUAGAUUUUAGAUUUCUUUGUAAGAAUCUUAAAAAGUAAAGUAAAACCGAACAAAACAAAAGAAAAAAACAAAAUAUUAUUGCUAAGAUCAGGCUUAGAAUUGAUUAAACGAUAAAAGUAAAAGAUAAAAAGAAUAUUUAUAUAUUUUAAUUUUUGAGUGAUACCAGGUGACCUUAAAUAAAUUCAAAGAAUAAAAAUUUAUUAAGAGAGAUAUAAAAAAUCAUUACAAAAAAGCCUAAACAUUUAAACAAAAUAGUAAACUAUUUAAAUAUACAUACAACUUUAAGUUUUUGUUAUUCAAA
Molecule: messenger RNA, 3771 nt
Organism: Calliphora vicina (urban bluebottle blowfly)
Lineage: Eukaryota; Metazoa; Arthropoda; Insecta; Diptera; Calliphoridae
Gene: fdl
Product: fused lobes
Exons: 8
Coding region: 749-2824 (691 amino acids)
Biological process (GO): carbohydrate metabolic process; protein deglycosylation; ganglioside catabolic process
Cellular component (GO): plasma membrane; lysosome
Molecular function (GO): beta-N-acetylglucosaminidase activity
Source: RefSeq, a predicted model, not a curated record